Messenger RNA from Aplosporella prunicola CBS 121167, 2644 nucleotides. RefSeq lists its product as uncharacterized. Gene Ontology annotation, molecular function: N-acylsphingosine amidohydrolase activity. Lineage: Eukaryota; Fungi; Ascomycota; Dothideomycetes; Botryosphaeriales; Aplosporellaceae. The record is from RefSeq and is a predicted model, not a curated record. The coding region runs from base 212 to 2503 and encodes 763 amino acids. Gene Ontology annotation, biological process: long-chain fatty acid biosynthetic process; ceramide catabolic process; sphingosine biosynthetic process. Gene Ontology annotation, cellular component: extracellular region. The transcript has 2 exons.
GCAUCUCCUCCACGGGCCUGCAACCCGGACGGACGACAUCUCUACAUCCGUCACUACACAAUCAUAGCACAUACAUAGGUAGAUUACUAUAAUGUAGUAUGCGUUCGCCGCCGCUAGCUUUUAAAGCCUUUCCGGGCACGCGCCCGUUUGUACGCCCUUCCCCGUCGCCAUCCCGUUCCCCUCUUGCCCUCUUUCGCCUCCGACAACGCUCAUGGCUCGCUCUCACAUAGCCGUUGCCUUGGCUGGCGCCACGGUUGCUUUGCUUUUUCUCACCCAACUCCUCGCCUAUUUCGGCCUGCCCCAAGUCGAUUUCUGGCGCUGGCAGCAAGAUGGCAGCGCGUGGAGAAGCCAUGGCGACAUGCAGACGCAGCUGGGUGUCAAGGACGCGACUCAUCAAGCUGCCGCUGAGGCCGGAGACCGGUACUUGAUCGGCGUGGGCAAGGCGGACAUCACUGGCCCGGUGGUGGAGCUCAACAUGAUGGGCUAUGCCAACACGAGCCAAAUCGGGUCCGGCCUCCGCCAGCGCAUCUAUUCGCGCGCCUUUGUCAUUGGCGAUGUUGACAAGCCCGACGAGCGCUUCUUGUAUCUUAUCCUGGACACCCAGUCUGGCGACACGGCCAUCCGUAAUGGUAUACUGGAAGGCCUUGCGAGCUUGGGCGAUGAUUACGCCAUGUACAGCCACUCCAACGUUGCCGUUGUGGGCACGCACAGCCACUCCGGACCUGGAGCCUGGUUGAACUACCUCUUGCCGCAAAUCACCAGUCUGGGCUUCUCUAAACAGAGCUACCAGGCCAUCGUAGACGGAACGCUUUUGUCCAUCAAACGUGCGCACGAGAACCUUACCACUGGAAGUCUCAGUGUCGGUACUACCACCAUUCAGGAUGCCAACAUCAACCGCAGCCUGUGGGCCUACCUCCACAAUCCCGAGAAAGAGCGCGCGCGCUACACUGACAGCGUCGACAAAACCAUGACACUUCUUCGUUUCCAGCGUGACAGCGACGGGAAAGACAUUGGUGUCUUGACAUGGUUUGCUGUCCAUGGCACGUCUUUGCUUGGAAACCAGACUCUCAUUACCGGUGACAACAAGGGUGUGGCUGCAUACCUGUUUGAGCAGGAUAUGGCAACCAGCUCCAAUGCUGCUGAAGGCUUCGUGGCUGGAUUCUCGCAGACCAAUGUUGGCGACACUAGCCCAAACGUCAACGAUGCUUGGUGCGAGGACGGCAGCAACCAGAAAUGCUCACUUGAGAACAGUACCUGUGGUGGUAAGAGCCAGCCAUGCCAUGGCAGAGGUCCGUACUUCGGCUUGAAUGAUGGAGGAGCCAAAAGUUGCUAUGAGAUCGGUCGCCGUCAGUAUGCUGGUGCCAAAGAGAUUUAUGAUUCAUUGACGUCCGGUGGCACGAGCAUAUCUGGAUCCAUCAAGUCUCUGCAUUCGUUUGUCGACUUCUCCGACUACAGUUUUCCCCUCUCUAACGGCAGCUACGUCUCUACCUGCUCUGCCGCCAUGGGCAACUCGUUUGCCGCCGGUACGACAGACGGACCUGGCGCCUUUGACUUCACGCAAGGCGAUUCCGACUCACCUGACAACCCGUUCUGGAAUGCUGUCGGUAGCCUCAUCCAUAUACCGUCUGCCGCACAGAAGAAAUGCCAGUCUCCGAAGCCGAUUCUUUUGGAUGUUGGCGCGAGCAAGCUUCCCUAUCCCUGGGCGGCAAACAUCGUCGACAUUCAGGUGCUGCGCGUAGGACAGUUUUUCAUCAUCGUCUCGCCCGGUGAAGCGACCACCAUGUCUGGACGGCGCUGGCGCGAGGCGUUGCACAAAGAAGUUGUGUCUUCCGAUCUGCUCUCAUCUGAGGGUAGCCCACAGCCCAUCGUCGUGCUCGGUGCCCCAGGAAACAGCUACGUACACUACAUUGCGACGGAAGAAGAGUAUGGCGCGCAGCGCUACGAAGGCGCGUCGACGCUCCACGGUCCGCACACUUUGCAGGCCUACAUCAACCUCACACUGACCUACCUGCCGUAUCUGUCGCCAAGCGCUAGCGGCGGACCACCCGCCGGUCCCUCGCCGCCUGAUAACCGGAAUCGCAGCCUGAACUUCAUCUCGGGUGUCGUGGCAGACAGUGCCGGUAUCGGAAAGAGCUUCGGCGAUGUGGUCACUGAUGUCCAUGUCAAUGCCUCAUACUCGGCAGGUGAUAUUGUGCAGGCAACCUUCAUCGGCGCUAACCCGCGCAACAACCUCCGUCUCGAAGGAACUUAUGCGGCGGUUGAGCGGAAAAACGACGACUCGGGUGACUGGGAACGCGUGCUUGAGGAUAAGGAUUGGGAGCUUGUGUUCGAGUGGAAGAGGAUCAGCACUAUCUUGGCUACGAGCCAGGUUACGCUCACGUGGGAGACGAACGCGAACUCGAAGGCUGGCAAGUACCGCUUCAGGUAUUACGGAGACGCGAAGAGCAUAGGUGGUACCAUCAAAUCGUUUGAGGGGGUGAGUGGAGAGUUCACCCUUAGUUGAAAAGGAUGGAAGCAUGGAUCUUUAGGGAGGAAGGGUUGACAAUGACGGAUGUAUAUACGGUAUGACCAUCGUUAAUCUACACACCUCUGGCCAGAUUUGUCGAAAUUGUUUCUGGGGGGUUCAGCCUCCUGCUAUAGGUGC